This is a messenger RNA of Lathyrus oleraceus (garden pea), 1065 nucleotides long. RefSeq names its product protein RESTRICTED TEV MOVEMENT 3. NCBI's taxonomy places the organism in Eukaryota, Viridiplantae, Streptophyta, Magnoliopsida, Fabales, Fabaceae. Bases 1 to 1065 code for a protein of 354 amino acids. The record is from RefSeq and is a predicted model, not a curated record. Gene Ontology annotation, molecular function: protein binding. The transcript has 4 exons.
AUGGCCCAGUUGGAAGAGAUGAAAUUCACAUGGAACGUUGAGAACAUAUCUAGCUUUAAAGUCGGUGAGAAUGCUUUCUCCGAACCUUUUGUUCUAGGCGGCUAUCUAUGGAGAAUUGUUCUGUAUCCACGAGGUGACAGAGGAGAGAACUAUGUAUCAAUUUAUUUAGAGGCUGAGCAAAUGCAGACUGCCGAUAACUCAAAUGAAUGGAGCAAUGGAAGGCGCAAUGAAUGGAGCAGAGAUGUGAAAUUUAAUUUUGUUGUUGCUUUCAUUUUGAUUAAAUUGACUUCAAUGACCUUGCCAGAUUUCGACUGUAAGUUUGAUUCAACACAGAAAUCUUGGGGUUUCAAAUCAUCAAUUACUGUAGACGAGUUUCAUAAUCCUGAAAAGGGGUUUAUUUUGGAGGAUGUUUGUAUUGUUGGUGCAGAACUUCAAACUUCUCUUACAACUAGAAGUGAAACAAAUCAUUUGUUAAGUUCAGAAGUUCAUCGUCAACUCCCAAUUCUGAAAACUAUUUCAUCAGUUUCUCCACUAGUUGGUCUUGAACCUACUAAACAUAAUGAUCCAAAGUUGUUCUCACCCUCAAUGGAAGAGAUUAUGGAUUUUAGUAGUGUAGGACAAUUAGAGGAAAUGUAUUCUCAUAACCAUUCACUUAAUGAACCGCCGCUGAAGAGAAGUCGCAAGUUUACUGGUUUGGCAUUUGAGGCAUUGGGGAGAGUUCUUUAUUUCCUAAAGACUAGAAAAGUGAAAGAUAUGAAUGAGCGGGCUAGUAAGGAUCUUCAAGUUUUAUGGGAAGAACUCAAGAAAUUUGGAUUUGAUCUUGCAUGGUUGGAGCCUCAUGUCCAAUCUUUAGGAAUGAGAAGUUAUGUGGAGAAAGCUCUCGAGGUUGAAAAAUUGAAAGGGGAUGUUGCAAAUCAUGAGAUGGAAACGGACAAGUUAAAGGCAAAACUGGCUGCUGCUCAGGGAAAUCUUGACAGAGAAAGAAACUUGUUGAAAGAAAAAGGCUUUGAAGAAAGAGAUUUGGAUUCAGAAUUGGGAUGUGGAAGUUGGAGACCAAAGACCUAA